AUGAACAAAAGUCUCGAUGAAGCUAAAGAGAUCAUAGAGAAUGUGGCGCAGAACCACCAUCAAUGGACAUUUGAAAGAUCCAGUGGCUCUUUUACGGGGAAUCCAAUUAAAGUGUCAGGGAAAUUCGAUGUAGAUGCAGUUACACUCAUGUCUGCAAAGCUGGACGCUCUGACCAAGAAAUUUGAUGCCAUGGGAGGCAACACGGCUGCACAGAUGAACCAACUUGAGCAGUGUGAUGCAAUAACCAGCUACAAUCAGAGGCAGAAUAAUCUGAUUGAAAAGAUGCUUGAGGAAGCUCUCUCAGAGCAAAAGGAGAUGAGAAACGAGAUCAAACAACUGACUCAAAGGUUGGAAAACUCCAAAAAACACCAGAAGAUGCAAGACAGCCAGAUAGCUCAGAUAGCUCAGGAUGGAGAAGAGGCUACUAAAAAGAUUGAAGAAACUCUUCAAGCUGCCCCACAGAAUCAGACGAUCCCUUUUCCUCAGAAGUUUAUAGCAUCCCAGAAAGACAAAGAGUUCAACCGGUUCCUGAAGAAGAUAAAAGAAAUCUGCAUAGAAGUACCACUGAUAGAUGCGCUGCACCAAAUGUCGAAGUUCGUGAAAUUUUUAAAGGGAAUUUUAUCUAACAGGAGGCAAAAAGGCAAUUUCAAGACCGUGACAUUGACAGAGAAUUGCAGCGCUCUCCUUAUGACGAAUUCUCCACCAAAGCUUCAGGAUCCAGGAAGCUUCUCCAUACCAUGCAAAAUUGGUUCUGAACUCAUACCGAGAGCUUUCUGCAACUUGGGGGCCAACGUCAGCUUACUUCCGUACACUUUAUGCAAGAAAUUGGACCUCUAG
This is a messenger RNA of Zingiber officinale, 837 nucleotides long. RefSeq lists its product as uncharacterized. The transcript is spliced from 4 exons. Lineage: Eukaryota; Viridiplantae; Streptophyta; Magnoliopsida; Zingiberales; Zingiberaceae. The record is from RefSeq and is a predicted model, not a curated record. Bases 1 to 837 code for a protein of 278 amino acids.